AUGCACGCCCAUCAUGUGCCAGUCCUCCUCCUGCACGCCUCGUGGGCCUUGCUCCAGGCAGGCGCGGCGACGGUGGCCACUGUUUCCCUACGUGCGCGGGGGCAGCCCUCGUCCCCGUCCCCUCUGGCGUACAUGCUGAGCCUCUACCGCGACCCGCUGCCCCGGGCGGACAUCAUCCGCAGCCUGCAGGCGCAAGAUGUGGAGGUAGAUGGGCAGAACUGGACCUUUGCUUUUGACUUCUCCUUCCUGAGCCAAGAAGAGGAUCUGGUGUGGGCUGAGCUCCGGCUGCAGCUGUCUGGUGCUGUGGACUUACCUGCUGAGGGCCCACUUUCCAUUGAGAUUUUCCACCAGCUAAAGCCAGAUUUGGAGCAGGCCCAAGGUGACUGCUUGAAGCGGCUUUGGAUGGACCAGUUCACUGUCACUCUGUCUCAGGUCACCUUUUCUUCAGGAAGCAUGAUCCUAGAGGUGACCAGGCCCUUCUCUAAGUGGCUAAAGCACCCUGAGGCACUGGAGGAGCAGAUGUCUAGUUGCCGGCAGCGGCCGUCUGCACCGCCUGUCGCCAGUGUGCUUCUUGUGCUUUACUCAAAUCUCUCGUUGGAGCGGAGGCGGCUGGGCAGCUCCACUUUGCUAUGGGAAGCUGAGAGCUCCUGGCGGGCCCAAGAGGGACAACUCUUCCCCGAGAGGGGCAGGAGGCACCGUCGACAUCACUUGCCAGACAGAAGCCAACUGUGUCGAAAGGUCAAAUUCCAGGUGGACUUUAACCUGAUUGGAUGGGGUUCCUGGAUCAUCUACCCCAAGCAGUACAAUGCCUAUCGCUGUGAAGGCGAGUGUCCUAACCCUGUGGGGGAGGAGUUCCAUCCCACCAAUCACGCUUACAUCCAGAGUCUGCUCAAACAUUAUCAGCCCCACCGAGUCCCUUCUACCUGCUGUGCCCCAGUGAAGACCAAGCCUCUGAGCAUGCUGUAUGUGGACAAUGGCAGGGUGCUCCUAGAUCACCAUAAAGACAUGAUUGUGGAAGAGUGUGGGUGCCUUUGAGGAGAUCCUGGAGCGAUGCUGGAUUUGCCUGCACUCCAAAAGGUUGGGAAGCUCCUGGAAGACACGAUAACCGUCUAAUGCAGUGAGGAGAAACAGAGGG
Messenger RNA from Otolemur garnettii (small-eared galago), 1135 nucleotides. RefSeq names its product nodal growth differentiation factor (gene NODAL). Gene Ontology annotation, biological process: BMP signaling pathway; SMAD protein signal transduction. Bases 1 to 1035 code for a protein of 344 amino acids. Gene Ontology annotation, molecular function: cytokine activity; growth factor activity; type I activin receptor binding. The transcript is spliced from 3 exons. The record is from RefSeq and is a predicted model, not a curated record. Gene Ontology annotation, cellular component: extracellular region. NCBI's taxonomy places the organism in Eukaryota, Metazoa, Chordata, Mammalia, Primates, Galagidae.